Monoraphidium neglectum is the source of this 939-nucleotide messenger RNA. RefSeq lists its product as hypothetical. The coding region runs from base 1 to 939 and encodes 312 amino acids. Lineage: Eukaryota; Viridiplantae; Chlorophyta; Chlorophyceae; Sphaeropleales; Selenastraceae. The transcript is spliced from 5 exons. The record is from RefSeq and is a predicted model, not a curated record.
AUGCGCGCCCUGCGGUGGCUGACCGGCGAGGCGUCCGUCCUGCCGGCCAUCAAGGACGCCGGCGCCAUCAAUCAGCUGGUGCCGUUUUUGUCGCGGGAGAGGGAGGCGGCGGCGGGGCCGGAGGCGCAGCUGGAGGCUCUGCACGCGCUGUACAACAUAUGCAAAUUCAAUAAGCGUGUGCACCUAGAGGUCGCCGCCACCGCGGGCAUAGUGCAGCACCUGUGCCGCUUCGCCCUGGAGUCCUCCCCGGCCCUCUCUCAGCAGCAGCAGCAGCAGCAGCAGCAGCCUGCGGUGCUCGACCCUUUGACCGGCGCCGCCGCAGCAGAGGCGCGGCGCGCGGCGGUGCGGGGGUUUGUGGUGCCCAUGCUCAUCGGCAUGGCCAGCACCAGCAGCAGCACGCGCGCCAAGCUGUGGGCGUGCAGCGGCCUGGACAUCUUCCUGCAGCUGCUGGGGGAGGAGGACUCCCAGAUGCAGGUUGGGCUGCUGCGCGCCCUGGACACCUGGCUGCUGGAGGACCACGCACGCGUGGAGCACCGCCUGGUGGCCCCCCAGGCCGUGGGGCAGCUGGUGGAGCUGUUUGCGACCGCGUGCCGCCAGCGGGACAUGGCCACGAUGCCGCAGAUGCUGGACAGCCUGAAGCUGAUGCUGAGCAGGUCGUCCAAGCUGUCCGUGGCAAUGGCCACCGGCGGGCUGGUGCCCCCGCUGCUCGAGCCCCUCGCGUCUCCGCCGGGCGGCGGCGCCCCCAUCCUGCGCGCGCGGCUGCUGGAGAUACUGCGCGUGCUGUACGAGCACCACCCGCGGCCGAAGGAGUUCAUAAUGAAAUUCAGAAUACAGGACGUGCUGCGGCGGCUGCUGGAGAGCGAAGGGCGCGGGGAGGACGCGGUCAAGCUGGAGGCCCAGAAGCUGCUCAACGCCUUCCACAUAAACGUGCUGCUCUGA